AUGGUUUUGCUUAGUUGGGAGCAAUAUCAUAAAUGUAGAUUACCAUUGCAUUUGUGGAUAGUGGUUGAUUAUGCCGUUGUGUUCGUUUUUCGACUCUUGAUGCUUGUGGACAAUGCUAUUGCUGCUUCAGUUGGAUUGGAUGAUGGUCGGCAGCUAAGAGGUUCUCGUUAUUAUGGGAGAUUAUUGGUUUUGUGUAUUCUUUAUGCAGUACUCUAUCCGUUUCUUUGGAUAUGGAGUGUUGUUGGGGGUGUUUGGUUUGCUGGCGCUAUGAAAUGUUUGCCUGAACGACACCAGAAAUGGGGUUAUACCGUAUGGUUACUUUUUAGCUUUUGUGGACUCAUCUGCCUAGCUGGUAUUUUUUGGAAACGGUGGUUAAUAAGAAGGAAGGCGCAUUUAAGACUUGUUCGACAAGGGACUCGAGUUUCAGGAUACAGGGUGUUGAUUAACAUGAUUCGUCAACCAGAUUGGGUAUACGAAACCCCUGUUCAUGAUAUGAGUGUUUCGGACCAAGACACCAACCCGCAUAAUUCACGAAUGGAUACGUGUGAAUCCAUGAGGGCAGAAGCCGAGACUAUGAUUCAAGGACUUCCAAUUUAUGUAUUAAGAGCUGUCCCUGCUGAAUGCAGUGACUGUCCAAUUUGUUUAGAAGAGUUCUGUGUUGGGCAAGCGGUUCGUGGCCUUCCUUGUGCUCAUAACUUUCAUGUGGCAUGCAUCGAUAAAUGGCUUAGACUAAAUAUGAAAUGCCCUCGGUGCCGUUGUAUGGUCUUUCCCAUUUGCAACCAAAAUGAAACUCAAGUGGAUCCUGACCGUGCAGCCAUCUCAACAACUCACGACUUGAUAACGCAACCUUCUAGCUCAAGUUACCUUGUGAGAAUGCAAAGUUUUCUCAUACCAGCUAAUGGAGAAAGUACAGUGCCGUUCAACUUCAGCCUGAGUCCGAGCCUGAACCCCACCUCCAUGUCCACUGAUGGAAUUUUGCCGCCAGUUGACUAUAGCUCUAGUCCGAGCCCCACAGCUACCUCUAACUUGAGCAACAAAAAUGCACCGGUAUUAGAAUCCUGCCCAAGCCCGAGUUACAUCCCCACCUCUGCCUUCACCACAAGCAACAAAAAUGCUCGGCUAUCUGAAUCCUGCCCAAUCCCGAGCCCCAUCCCUACCUCUACCUGCAAGACAAGUACACCACUAUAUGAACCCUGCCCAAGUCUGUGCCCCACCCCCACCUCUACCUCCACUCCUAGCAAAAAAUAAUUCAGCCGCAUUUGUCCCCAGCCCCCGGCCCAAACCCAAGCCCAAGCCCAACCCCCACCCCCACCUCCACCUCUAGCAACAGUCCUGUUACUGCUUUAAAAUAUGUUGAAAAUGGAGGUCAACCAUGUACAGUGGCUAUAUCUGGCAACGAACUGUAAUACAUACUUUUUAGUGCAGUUGUACAGUUCAUAUGAGAUUUAGGAUUCAGAAAGUUUACUUUUUCAUCUUGAUUGCUUGGGUACCUUAAUGUAAUGGUUCCGAAAAAAUGUUCAUGCUUACAUUAGUGAUGCACUGAUGCCAUAUGACUAUUGUGAUGCAGUUUUGUAGAUUUCUGUGUAAAGAUGGUUAUU
Molecule: messenger RNA, 1598 nt
Organism: Erigeron canadensis
Lineage: Eukaryota; Viridiplantae; Streptophyta; Magnoliopsida; Asterales; Asteraceae
Product: E3 ubiquitin-protein ligase SIS3-like
Exons: 8
Coding region: 1-1248 (415 amino acids)
Biological process (GO): sugar mediated signaling pathway
Molecular function (GO): ubiquitin-protein transferase activity
Source: RefSeq, a predicted model, not a curated record